AUGAAACUAAUGAAGUUUGAUAAAUUUGAUAAACCUACCCUUUAAUCUCAACAUGAAAUCAAGUUAACACCCAAUAUUAUUAGAACUCCAAAAUCCUAUUAAUCUUAAACAUUUAUUAAUUUGAAAUCAUCACCCUGUAAUUCAAAUAAAGGAAGUGUUCAUAGAUAAUCUACUCAUAUUAUACAUCACAAAAGUUAAUUCUCACAAUCAUACAAAUCACAAAAUCAAAUACUUUCAUAAUAAAAUACAAUUUCAACAGUUUAAGAAUGCAUUUCAAUUCUUUCUGACUUAAAAUAAACUUCAUUUUUAUUAUUUCCUAAUAAAUAAUUAACUCAAAAAACAAAAGAAAAAAUGGACUAAAUUACUAGCAUUAUUGAUCAAAUGGUACCUUAAGAUGAUAAAGAAGAAAAGAAGAGAUUAAAAAAUUUGAAUCAAGAGAAAAUAUAAUAAAUGAUGAAGCUACUCAUGUAAGAAAAACAGUAAAAAUAUUAAGCAAUCAAAUCUGGAGAAAGCUUGAUCAAAUAGUAAUAAGAAUAAAUUUCAUCCCUAGUAAAUAUAAUUAUAAAUAUUUUAUAGAAAACCAGAAUAUCUAUAUAUUUACCAAGUCAUGAUUAUAUAUGA
Messenger RNA from Paramecium sonneborni, 621 nucleotides. Lineage: Eukaryota; Ciliophora; Oligohymenophorea; Peniculida; Parameciidae. The record is from the annotation of a GenBank genome assembly.